Tigriopus californicus is the source of this 5006-nucleotide messenger RNA. Its product is annotated as trichohyalin-like. The coding region runs from base 114 to 4910 and encodes 1598 amino acids. The transcript has 3 exons. The record is from RefSeq and is a predicted model, not a curated record. NCBI's taxonomy places the organism in Eukaryota, Metazoa, Arthropoda, Copepoda, Harpacticoida, Harpacticidae. Gene Ontology annotation, molecular function: actin binding.
AAAGGAGGAAUCGUUCGUUUCUCAGGGGGGAAAAGCAAGGCCUGUCUCCCUUUCUCCAUGAACAGUUAACAACUCUUGCACGGUGUGUUGCUCAACCCAACAUUGAAGCUGACAUGCCUCCUCCUCCUCCGCCGCCACCGCCGCCACCUCCACCCCCGCCGCCAGGAGGAGGGGGAGGUAGAGCACCUCCCCCUCCUCCUCCACCGCAAUUAGGCGUGAUACCGUCCGGACUUCCUCCGGCAGCAGUUGAAGACCCACACCGAAAUGCUCUCAUGGCUAAUAUCCGGACCUCGGGAGGGAAGCGAGGUCUCCGGCCAGUUCCGAGAAGAGAAAAAAGGGUCUCCAAUUUCAUGCAGACCUUGAAGAUGGAGGCCCAACAAGAACAAGGAGUCACACUCUCCGUGGCUCCGUCAAAAUCCGCCCAGAAAACCACCAAGCCAGACAAACCGGUCAGCCGGACAACCUCUCGGGAUUCGGAGCGAUCCCCUCUGCCCAAGCGAGCAGCUCUUUCUUUAGACAGUGCUAGUGAUAUGUCCACAUUCCAACUGCCUCCAAAGACCACGGACGAUGAGUUGAAUGCACUUCUGAGUGAGAUCGAUAAAGAGAUAUCUUUGGACCCGGAGUUGGCUGAGGAUCUGCUCGACAUUCUCGAGGACGAUGAAGCAAUACCGGAUUCCAGCCAACAGCCCGAACGUAAGAAAGAUGAUGAAGAGAUGAAGGUCAUGAUGGAGAUGCUUGAGAAUGCCGAAAAAGACAUUGGCCAGGGAGAUGAGAAAGAGCUAUUGGAUUUGAUAGAGAACCUCGAGCCUGAGCCGGUGCCAGAUCAGUCUCAAAGUCCUAAGCCAGAGGUCGAAACAAAGCAAAAACCAAAGAAGAAAUUCAUUCCCAAGGGAGGCGUGUCCCUCUUUGGCAACGUCGAUCUUUUUUCUGGCAAAACCCCAUUUGGAGGAAUCAUUGCGAAAUCCGAAGUCAAAGAUGACAAUGAAAUUGACGAGACAUCGGAGAGAAAAGCUUUUCAACCGCUCAUGAACAGAAUGAGCACCAUUUCGACACGAUGCGAGGAAAUGGUAGAAAAGCCAGUCUCUUUUGAUGACGCCCCGUCGAAGAGCCAUGUCAUUUCGUCGCAUACCAAGAAUAGAGCUGCACCACCUGUAAGACGUCCCCCUACCAAGCACAAGCCGCAACAAGAGACACCUGAUAGUCAAGUAGACAAAGAAAACUCGAUUGGUAAGUUCAACGGACUACAAAAUGGUAGUUGUGAAGAAUUAGAAGAAAGCAUAGGUAAGAAAAAGGAGUUUCGUGAGCAUGAUAAAGACAACGAUCCAAGUCAAAAGGGAAAGGGCGAAAAUGAUUCUGCAUCUCGCUCAAAGUGUAAAUCCAAUGAAAUGACCUUAGGUGAACUUCAAAACAGAGAAAUACAAGCAAGGCAAGAAAAGAUUGCUAAACAAAAGGUAGAACAAGAAAAGAUUGACAAGGAAGAGGCCGACGAAAAUACACUUGCCGAAGAAGACGCUGAGAAAGAAAUACUCAAACCAGAAAAGGCCAAAAAGAAAAUCAUUGCUGAAGAGGCAGCGAUUGCAGAAGAAAGAGAAAAACAAAAGACAAUUGCAAAAGAACAGGAAAAACAAGACAGGAUUGUCCAGGAAAAGGCUCAAAAAGAAAUACUUGCAAGUGAAAAGGCCAAGAAAGAGAGAAUUGGCAAUGAAGAAGUCAAGACAGAGAGAAUUGGAAAAGAAAAGGCAGAACAACAGAGACCCGCCAAAGACGAAGCUAAAAGAGAAACACUAGCCAAAGCAAAAGAAGAACAAGAGAUGAUUGCAAAAGAAAAAGACGAACAAGAGGGACUGGCAAAAGAAAAGGCAGAAAAAGAGAGACUUGCCAAAGAAAAUACAGAGAUGGAACAACUGGCAAAAGAAAAGGCAGAACAAGAGAAACGCACCAAAAAAGAAGCUAAACGAGAAAGACUUGCCACAGCAAAAGCAGAACAAGAGAGGAUUGCAAAAGAAAAAGCCGAACAAGAGAACCUUGCCAGAGAAAAGGCAGAGAAAGAGAGACUUGCCAAAGAAAAUGCAGAGAUGGAACGACUGGCAAAAGAAAAGGCAGAACAAGAGAAACGCGCCAAAGAAGAAGCUGAACGAGAAAGACUUGCCAAAGAGAAAGAAGAACAAGAGAGGGUUGCAAAAGAAAAAGCUGAGCAAGAAAAACUUUCCAGAGAAAAGGCAGAACAAGAGAAACGCGCCAAAGAAGAAGCUGAGCGAGAAAGACUUGCCAAAGAGAAGGCAGAACAAGAGAGGAUUGCAAAAGAAAAAACCGAACAAGAGAACCUUGCCAGAGAAAAGGCAGAGAAAGAGAGACUUGCCAAAGUAGAAGAAGCUGAGAGUGAAAGACUUGCCAAAGAGAAAGAAGAACAAGAGAGGAUUGCAAAAGAAAAAACCGAACAAGAGAACCUUGCCAGAGAAAAGGCAGAGAAAGAGAGACUUGCCAAAGUAGAAGAAGCUGAGAGUGAAAGACUUGCCAAAGAGAAAGAAGAACAAGAGAGGAUUGCAAAAGAAAAAGCCGAACAAGAGAACCUUGCCAGAGAAAAGGCAGAGAAAGAGAGACUUGCCAAAGAAAAUGCAGAGAUGGAACGACUGGCAAAAGAAAAGGCAGAACAAGAGAAACGCGCCAAAGAAGAAGCUGAACGAGAAAGACUUGCCAAAGAGAGGGCAGAACAAGAGAGGAUUGCAAAAGAAAAAGGCAAACAAGAGAGACAUGCCCUCAAAGCGGCUGAAAAAGAUAGAAUUAGAAAUGAAAAAGCAGAGCAAGAGAGGAUUGCCAAGGAGGGGGCCGAAAAAGAGAGUAUUGCUCAAGAUGCAGAAAAGGAAAGGCUCGAAAGGGAAGAGGCAGAGAAAGAAGAGAUUGCCAAGGAAGAGGCUGAGAAUGAAUGGGUUGUUAAACAAUCAGAAGAAGGGCUUACAGAUGAAAAGGUUGAGCAAGGCAGGUUUGCCAAAGAAGCGCCCAUUGAAAAGGAGCUUGCUAAAGAAGCAGAUCAAAAGGCACUUGGCAAGAAAAAGAUGGGAAAAGAAAGAUUCACCAAUGAAAUGGAAGGAAAAAUCCUGCUUGCCAAAAACGGAGGAGAGGAUGAAAGGAUUUCAAAUGAAGAGAAAAAUGCUUUGCCGAAAAGAUGUACAAGACAAGUUGUCGAGAAACAUCUGGAGAAGAACACCUUAACACACGUUGAACAACAUGAGCACAAGAUUUUUAGUGACUCUAAAUCUGAGUCUGAGAAUGUGUUUGCAAGCAAAGACGUUGAAAAAAUUGUCAAGAACGAAACGGACCAACUCGCCAAGGAAUUGUAUUUUGCCGAUGUGUCUCUGGAAAGUGGUUUGCCGCUCUCUAAAGAUGUACAAUACAAUGACGACAACCAGCCAAUUCAAACAUCUCAGAUUGCUCCCAUGUUGGAACAUAAAGCUUCAACUCAAAAGUUUGUCACCAAAGGUGAUGUUGAUCAAGAGCAAGCGAACCGAAGAAUUGACGCAAAGGAUGAUCAUGGCAAUCAUUGUGAUGAGGCUGACCCUAUAUAUUUAUCAAAAGAAGUCGAAUUCAAAAUCAGGAGCGAAGAUGAUAAACGGAAGGAAAGAAGCAAACAAUUGCAAGAAGCUGAGAAUUUCAGGAAAGAAAUUGCUUCAGAAAGGAACAUCAAGGAACAAGAGGAUGCCCGUAAAGCGCAGCUUCAAGAAGAGCGAAGAGUGGCUUUCGAAAAGCAGAAAAUUGAGGACAAAAGACAAAUAAUAAAAGAGCAAACUGAAAUGGAGAUCCUCGCCAGGAAAAAAAGAGAAGAGGAGCGGAUAGCGUUGGAACAGAAACUCAGGUCCAGGAGGGAGCAGGAAGAAAAUGAGCGAUUGGCAGAACAAAGCCGAUACGAGCAAGACCUAAAGGCUGAAAAAGGACGUUUACGCGACCUCUCGCGGAAGCGUGGAGAGGAGGAAGAGAAUAAGAUCCAGCAGUUAUUGGCCCAAACAAAGCAACGGGAAGCCAAACUUAGAACUCUUCUGGGGGAAUCUGAAACUACCAAAGCGGUUAACUCAGCCCAAGAUGAAAAGAGCGUUUCACUAUCAGACUUUGAAAAGGCUCGACAGGACAGGAUUGCUCGCAGGAAGCUUAUCGAAGAAGAGAUGAACUCGUCCAACUCUUCAGUGGCCCAUCACGUACCUGAAAAGGCUGAUCCGCCAGCUCACCAACGGGAACCCUUGGAAAUCGACAGGAAGCGUCAUCAGAAUCAAUCUUUGGAGCGGAAAAAGGCGGAAGACCAAGCCAUCUUGGAUCAAAUCGCGGAAACUAAGAAAAUCGCCAAUCGGACCAAAACCUUGAGUGAACAAGUCGCUCGAGACACGAGAAGUGGUGACACGCCUGACUCCCACAAGAUCUAUGAACCCGUUUUCUCUUCUUACGCCCGAUCCCCUAGGUCUAGGUUGUCGCUCUAUACGCCCUCCGAACCUGCUUCAGGGCAAGAGGCUUCUCCCAUGAGCACCCCCGUGUCGCCUGAUCAACUUCUUCAAAAAUUGAAUUAUGACGAGAACAAACGCAAGGCUGAAUACGACUCUGUCAGGGGCAGUCGGUCGCCCAGAAAGGGUUCAACCUCUGCCGAUUCUGCGUCAUCGCGUAGGUCCUCCGGCGAGGUGGAUUCAAUUCGGGGCCAAAUCGAUCGACUUCACAACAAUUCCAGCAGUUUGGCCAAGACCUCCUAUGAAAGGCCCACGGUUCCAUUAACCGCUUCGCAAUCUGCCCUCACACCGUCAAGCAACCGACAACGGAUCCGGGACCUUUUGGAGAAGCAAAGAGACCAUGAUGCUGCCCAAUCUGAGGAGGAGAGCAAACGAUCAACGGCUUUCAAACCUAACACAGAAAGACUUUUGUGGGUGUUUCGAUGACAUGACUCAUAUUUUUAUUAUUAAUUUUUUUACAUGCUCUUUUCAUGUAGUCUCCAAGGAGUCCAAUAAAUUAAUGCAUGACUCUUCCCCUCAUGA